UUGUUAUAGUGUUGUACAGCAACAAUGACGCAAUUUCCUCCCGGUAACAAAAUAAGUGGAGCUAAUUUUGUUAGCCUCGAAAAUGAGUUUGUUUUUGCCAAAAUUAACUUGCAAAAAAGACAUAGAUGAAGUUAUCAAAGGCGUGGCAGAAAAAGUCGUAGUUUUGAGGUUUGGGAGAGACGAAGACUCAGUUUGCCUCCAGCUCGACGAGAUCUUGUCUAAAACUGCCCACGACCUCAGUAACAUGGCAUCGAUCUACAUCGUCGAUGUGGAUAAAGCUCCCAUCUACACAAGAUACUUUGACAUCAGUUACAUCCCCUCCACUGUUUUCUUUUUCAACGGGCAGCACAUGAAAGUGGAUUAUGGCUCCCCAGAUCACACCAAAUUUGUCGGCAGUUUUAAGACAAAGCAAGAUUUUAUGGAUCUGAUUGAGGUCAUCUACAGAGGAGCCAUGCGGGGGAAGAUGAUUGUCCAGAGUCCCAUAGAUCCUCAGAAUAUCCCUAAAUAUGAUCUCCUCUACCAUGGAAUUUAGACUCAACAUAUCCAAUGUGUGGCCUCACGAUCAUAAUGAUUUAUUUCUGAGUGGCAUCUACCACUGCUGGUUGAUUAACUCACAAAAAUAGCUUUGACUUUCAGACACUAAAGAAACAUCUGAGGAAGUUUUAAGAUAAAGUGUCUCAGAUUAGGAGCCUUAUUGAAUAUAUUCAUUUUCCAAUGGAAGUCAAACAGUACAUUGCCAUUUACUUAUGGUCCUUUUGUUGGGUUGUGGAGUUUUUGACCACUAUUAAUACUAUGGAGCAAAUGUUUAAUGUGUGAGUCCCCAUGUUGUUAGUUUUUGUGCACACAAACGGGGACACACAUACAUUAACACAAUACACGUUCCAGCCGAUGGUUUCACACAGGUUACAUGUCAAGAAACGCAGUGAUGUGAAGGCACUGUGAAGUAGAAGACUGCAGGCUAGCAAACAAGGAUGUAAAUAAUGCAGGUUUGACGAAAAAUUGGUUUUGCAAGUGUUUUGUGAGGAUAGAAAAACAUUAAAUACAUUUGUUAGACCUCAAGGAUAUACACAAUUUCACUUGGUUGGUAAUGCAGUUUGUAAACUGAAACUUUGGUUACUAAGAAAUUCCAAAAGGCACCUUUGUACACGCAAACACUGUUUACCCAAACCUCGGGGAUAUGCAGUUGGUAUAAUGUAGGAGUCUGGUUGGAAAGAUUGAAAUUUAGUGCAAUUUUAUGACAAAUACACACAAUGCAAUGGGCUUUGUUAAAGUUCCCACAGUCAAAUGUAAUAACAGCAGGACAUUUUUAUUUUUACAGUUUUCUCAUUAGUUCAUGUUUGACAGACAGGGUGUGAUCUCUGAUAAAGGAGUCUCUGCAGCUUUAU
This is a messenger RNA of Xiphias gladius (swordfish), 1385 nucleotides long. It is a transcript of the gene txnl4b, whose product is annotated as thioredoxin-like 4B. The record is from RefSeq and is a predicted model, not a curated record. Gene Ontology annotation, biological process: mRNA splicing, via spliceosome. The coding region runs from base 83 to 532 and encodes 149 amino acids. The transcript is spliced from 3 exons. Gene Ontology annotation, cellular component: U4/U6 x U5 tri-snRNP complex; U5 snRNP; spliceosomal complex. NCBI's taxonomy places the organism in Eukaryota, Metazoa, Chordata, Actinopteri, Istiophoriformes, Xiphiidae.